Molecule: messenger RNA, 6139 nt
Organism: Oncorhynchus kisutch (coho salmon)
Lineage: Eukaryota; Metazoa; Chordata; Actinopteri; Salmoniformes; Salmonidae
Gene: gk5
Product: glycerol kinase 5
Exons: 16
Coding region: 475-2067 (530 amino acids)
Biological process (GO): phosphorylation; glycerol metabolic process; triglyceride metabolic process
Cellular component (GO): mitochondrion
Molecular function (GO): phosphotransferase activity, alcohol group as acceptor; kinase activity
Source: RefSeq, a predicted model, not a curated record
ACUGAGUUUGAGAAACACACACACACCCACAACAUUGUUUUAUUAGGCCUACACCAUUAUGAAAUUAUAAAAGUGCUGUGAACUAAUUAAGAUAUAAUUUCGCCAAAACCUUGGCAGGUUCAACGGAAUUGGGUGGGCGUCUUUUAAAUUGUUGUGAAAUAGUCAUGUAUGCUGUAUUUCGCAAUAUUCCGUGGAUUGGAUGGUUACCGGAAUAACUGGAAUUUGAACAAUGAGUCACGCGAUUUUAAAAAAGUGACCUUUCUCCACGAACAGAAAGACUAAAAAUGCUUUAAGUUUUUCACAUAUCUACAUUGACGAAAGGAUUCAACUAGGACAGGUGCCUUCUCCAGCCCACCCUGUGCUAUUGCCUAGAGGGUGAGGAGACAGUUGUGACAAUCGCUUUCACGAUAUGUGAGGCAAAGGUCCGAAGGAGGAAUCGGUCAAACUGUUGCUGAACACAAAGCUCGUGUUACUAUGGAGAUUCAGAGGAACGGAUUCAAAAGAGAAAGUUACAUUCUCUCUGUGGACGUGGGGACAACAUCGAUCAGAUGUCACAUUUUCGACAAGGAAGCCCAGAUUCGAGGAUCAUGCACCACCAAGGUGAAUCUCUUGUAUCCUGAACCGGGCUUGGUCGAGUUGGACCCCGAAGAGCUGUGGAGAGGAUUCGUUAAGGUGGUGAAUGGUGCUGUGCAAGACUCAGGUUUACAGAUGCGUCAGAUGGAGACCCUGGGCAUCUCCACUCAGAGAGGCACCUUCACCACGUGGGACAGGAAAACAGGAGUUCCCUUUCACAACUUCAUCAGCUGGCAGGACUUGAGGGCAGUGGAACUGGUGAGGUCCUGGAACAACUCCUGCACCAUGAAGGCGAUCCACGGCGUUAUGAUGGCGCUGCACUUCCUGUCCAAAAAUAAGCGCUUUCAGGCGGCCAGCCUCAUAGUCUUCUCCACCCAACACGUCACCUUCCGCCUGGCCUGGGCCCUUCGACACUGGAAACAGUUAAGUGAAGCAGUAGCAGAGGGCACCUGCUGCUUUGGGACGAUAGACACCUGGUUGCUUUAUAAGCUCACAAAAGGAUUGGUCCAUGCCACAGACUACUCUAAUGCCAGUGCCACUGGGAUGUUUGAUUCGUACCAGUUGUGCUGGAGUGAAUUCCUCUGCUGUCUCGUCUCGCUGCCUCUCUCCAUCCUCCCCAAAGUACUGAACACUGGUCACCGCUUUGGCUCAACCGAUCCCUCCAUCUUUGGGGUGUCGAUCCCUAUUAUGUCUGUUAUGGCAGACCAGCAGGCGGCCAUGUUUGGUGAGUGCUGCUUCGACAUCGGUGAUGUGAAGAUCACCAUGGGAACGGGCACCUUCAUGAACAUCAACACUGGGAGCAAGCCACACACGUCUGUGGCCGGUCUCUACCCUGUUGUGGGGUGGAAGAUCGGCCCAGAGGUGGUGUAUCUAGCAGAGGGCAAUGCAGCAGACACUGGCACAGCCAUUAAGUGGGCACAGGAGCUGGAGCUGUUCUCAGAUGUACGGGAGACGGAUGCCAUGGCCAACAGUGUGGCCAACUCGGAUGGUGUGUGCUUCGUUCCCUCGUUUAGUGGCCUGCAGGCUCCUUUAAACGAUCCCAAAGCAUGCGCCUCUUUCAUGGGCCUAAAACCAUCCACAACCAAGAGUCACCUGGUCCGAGCCAUUCUGGAGUCUGUUGCAUUUAGGAACAAGCAGCUCUAUGAGACGAUGCUUAGAGAAACACACAUUCCCAUCAGGAAGAUCAGGGCGGACGGUGGCAUUUGUACCAAUGACUUUGUCAUGCAGCUGACGGCGGACCUGUUUGGCAGGAAGGUCGCUCGGCCGACCCAACACGAAAUGUCCUGCCUGGGGGCAGCCUUCGUUGCUGGACUGGAAGUUGGCUUCUGGAAGAGUCAGGAGGAGCUGAAGAAACUACAGCGCACUGACCGAGUCUUCCUACCCCGGAAUUUGUACAGAAUGGGUGAUGGGGGCACGGAGGGCGAGUACACACCCAUUCUGCAGAGAUGGGAACAGGCGCUGAAACGCUCCAUGAACUGGUACGGCAAUCCCUGAGGCUCGUUAGGACAGUGAGACGGACGUAGGCUUACAGUUGGGUGGACGCACAGACGGGACCUCUGGUGCUGCUAACCAAAGCCCAAUGACUGCCUCUAUGAUAUCUGACCUCUCAAUAGUAUCUCUCUGUCCAUGGGUUGGACAGAUGGGAAAAUACUUUAUUUUUAAUUUUUAAAUCGUAUUAUUCGAAGUAAACACUUAUCUGACAUGACUAGAUCUGUAAAAUGUAGUAUAAUCCAACUGUGUUAUAUUAGUGACUAUGUCAAGGAAGGAAGGAUAGGAUGAAGGAGGAUGCAUUUGAAAAAUAUUGGACCUGGGUUUUAGGACCGAGUGGACCUCUAAUGCUGCUGAACCUUAUGACCUUUUGACUUAUUUUGACCCCAUACAACCUUACCUAACUCAUUACAGCACACAAGGAAAAUGUUUUCUGAACGUUUCACGACUGUGAACUAAACUGUCUUUCUCGUAGUAGUCUCUCCCUGUUCCAGUGUUUUCAUUGUGUCUGAUGGACACCACCCAGGUGUCUAGUCUCUCCCUGUUCCAGUGUUUUCAUUGUGUCUGAUGGACACCACCCAGGUGUCUAGUCUCUCCCUGUUCCAGUGUUUUCAUUGUGUCUGAUGGACACCACCCAGGUGUCUAGUCUCUCCCUGUUCCAGUGUUUUCAUUGUGUCUGAUGGACACCACCCAGGUGUCUAGUCUCUCCCUGUUCCAGUGUUUUCAUUGUGUCUGAUGGACACCACCCAGGUGUCUAGUCUCUCCCUGUUCCAGUGUUUUCAUUGUGUCUGAUGGACACCACCCAGGUGUCUAGUCUCUCCCUGUUCCAGUGUUUUCAUUGUGUCUGAUGGACACCACCCAGGUGUCUAGUCUCUCCCUGUUCCAGUGUUUUCAUUGUGUCUGAUGGACACCACCCAGGUGUCUAGUCUCUCCCUGUUCCAGUGUUUUCAUUGUGUCUGAUGGACACCACCCAGGUGUCUAGUCUCUCCCUGUUUCAGUGUUUUCAUUGUGUCUGAUGGACACCACCCAGGUGUCUAGUCUCUCCCUGUUCCAGUGUUUUCAUUGUGUCUGAUGGACACCACCCAGGUGUCUAGUCUCUCCCUGUUCCAGUGUUUUCAUUGUGUCUGAUGGACACCACCCAGGUGUCUAGUACUGGAAUGGAGAUGAGCUACAAGAGGAAACUGAACCAAACCAUGUGACCUCUGGUGGUUACUAUCCAUGCUAGAACCAAUGGAUUCCCAUUGAAACCAAUACUCUGUAUUUCCAGUGAGACCAUAAAUACACGGUUUAUGAGAUGCAAGAUUGGCUCACCUUCUGUGGGCCUUCAUAUAUAUAUAUUUUUUAAAUUAUUUUCUUAAAAAAAAUUGGAAUCAUAAACUAUAAGCAAAUUAUAUUGAUUCUUAUGGUCAUAAAUUUAAUGAAUGGUCCCUUCUCAGAAAUCAGCAGUAACUGCUCUCUACGGUGUACUAUCUCUAUUGCCUGGUUGGUUACCCAGACUCCUUGCUCUGGCCAAACGCUUACGCCAGGCCUGCUGACGGUAGUUUCUUCUCUGAGUCUGGAUCUGAGUACCUCCCUGACAAGUUCUAGAAUGUAAACGCAUUUGAACUGUUCUGACCCUGAAUAAAAACCUACUUGGACCUUAAAGUGGCAGGUAGCCUAGUGGUUAGAGUUGGGCCAGUAACCCAAAGGUUGCUAGAUCGAAUCUAUGAUCUGACGAGGUCAAAAUCUGUCGUUCUGCCCCUGAACAAGGCAGUUAACCCACUGUUCCUAGACCGUAUUUGUAAAUAAGAAUUUGUUCUAGUAAAAUAAAUAAAUAAAGCACUAUGUGUCGUUCCUCUUUUCAGUUCGCUGCAGCUAGUGUCUGUAACGAGCUGCAACAAACACUCAAACUAGACAGUUUUUUUUUCUCAUUAUCUUCAUUCAAAGACUUAAUCAUGGACACUCUUACUGACAGUUGUGGCUGAUUUGUGUGAUGUAUUCUUGUCUCUACCUUCUUGCUCUUUGUGCUGUUGUCUGUGCCCAAUAAUGUUUGUACUGUGUUUUGUGUUGCUACCAUGUUGUCUGUUGUGUUGCUACCAUGUUGUCAUGUGUUGCUACCAUGUUGUCAUGUUGUGUUGCUACCAUGUUGUCAUGUUGUGUUGCUACCAUGUUGUCAUGUUGUGUUGCUACCAUGUUGUCAUGUUGUGUAGCUACCAUGUUGUCAUGUUGUGUUGCUACCAUGUUGUGUUGCUACCAUGUUGUCAUGUUGUGUUGCUACCAUGUUGUCAUGUUGUGUUGCUACCAUGUUGUCAUGUUGUGUUGCUACCAUGUUGUCAUGUUGUGUUGCUACCAUGUUGUCAUGUUGUGUAGCUACCAUGUUGUCAUGUUGUGUUGCUACCAUGUUGUCAUGUUGUGUUGCUACCAUGUUGUGUUGCUACCAUGUUGUCAUGUUGUGUUGCUACCAUGCUGUGUUGUCAUGUGCUGUUGCCUUGCUAUGUUGUCUUAGGGAUCUCUUUUAUGUAGUGUUGUCUCUCUUGUCGUGAUGUGUGUUUUGUCCUUAAAUUAAUUUUUUUAUUAAAAAUAGAUUUUUUUAAUCCCAGUCCGUCCCCAGCCUUUUUGCCUUUUGGUAGGCCGUCAUUGUAAAUAAGAAUUAGUUCUUAACUGACUUGCCUAGUUGAAUAAAUCGAUAAAAUAAAUACACAUAGAGAGAAAUAACAUAUUGGAAGUCAUGUAAAGGCUCUAUAAAGGCUCAUACAUACUUAUAACAAGAUAUAAAGGCAUGAAGUAAAAUAUUACAGAAUAUUUUAAUUGGUCAGUGCGGGGGCGGCAGGGUAGCCUAGGGGUUAGAGCGUUGGACUAGUAACCGAAAGGUUGCAAGUUCAAAUCCCCGAGCUGACAAAGUACAAAUCUGUCGUUCUGCCACUGAACAGGCAGUUAACCCACUGUUCCUAGGCCAUCAUUGAAAAUAAGAAUUUGUUCUUAACUGACUUGCCUAGUAAAAUAAAGGUAAAAUAAAUAAAAAAGUUGUUGGUAGACCGUGUCAGUGCCUCAUUGCAGUGCCCCCCUUGUCCAGGAGAGGGAGCUUGUCACUGCUUUUCAACAGAGUUCAGGAACACCAUGGACAAUGCUACGCAUAUACUGUCUCCUUGUCACCUUUCCUUCGUUCAUUACGCUGCUCUGGAAAAGUUCUGGAUCAGUGAAAACAAGUGUCCCAGUGGCCUACACGACCCUCGUAUUAGUGCAGAGACAGAGGAGGGUAAGACAAGGAGAAUUCUCAAAAGGCUUCCUCUCCUUGUCUUACCCUCCUCUGUCUCUGCACUAAUACGAGGGUCGUGUAGGCCACUGGGACACUUGUUUUCACUGAUCCAGAACUUUUCCAGAGCAGCGUAAUGAACGAAGGAAAGGUGACAAGGAGACUAUAGGAUUUGAUAGAAUUACAUAAUAUAAUACUUUUGAGAAUCGACCCUCAUUUGCCUGCAUGCUUGAAUCGGAAACUCUUAUGUAUGUUUAAUGUUCUUACAGACACUGAUUAUUGUGAUUGUGGUUUACAUGAAUUGGAAAGACAUUAACUGUUAUUGGAGGGAAAUAUUGCACAGUGUUACUUUAGCCCCGUGUUAUUAUGAACUAAGAGAAAGUAUCUGUUGUCUAUGUUUCUGGCAUUUCAAUGGACUGAGUGCUUCCAACAGCCUACGUGGAGAUUGUGCUGCUUAAUUCUGGCCCUUAUCGGCCACCAUACCCUAAUGUACUAUUGGAUAUUUGUGACAUUUUUACAAAUGUAUUUUGUAUUGCUAUCCAUCUCUCUCCAUUUCUGUUGUCGUGUCUACCUUUUUUUUCCCCAAAGAACAUCAAAUGAAGGAGAUUACAUGUUAACAAAUAGGAUGCUGAUGUUUUAACACUUGAACAAGACUAUUUGAAACCCUACUCUUUAUGUAUAACUGUUGUUAAAACAGUUGCCAAGUACUUACUUGUAAGCACGAUACAUGUUUGAUUUGUCUAUACAUCGUUAACCAUUUAUCUGUGGAUACAAUUGGGAGAAUGGGUGUUGUGUAAUAAUGGUUACACGGUUAAUAGGAACAUUAAAAACUUACAUGAUAUAAAU